This is a messenger RNA of Penicillium argentinense, 486 nucleotides long. RefSeq names its product mitochondrial 37S ribosomal protein uS13m. Gene Ontology annotation, biological process: translation. The record is from RefSeq and is a predicted model, not a curated record. The transcript has 2 exons. Lineage: Eukaryota; Fungi; Ascomycota; Eurotiomycetes; Eurotiales; Aspergillaceae. Bases 1 to 486 code for a protein of 161 amino acids. Gene Ontology annotation, molecular function: RNA binding; structural constituent of ribosome. Gene Ontology annotation, cellular component: small ribosomal subunit; mitochondrion; ribosome.
AUGCUUCUCUCAAAUAUUAUAUUAACUAACACGAACUCCAGGUUUUUAUCCUCGGCGUCAACUUCCCCGAGCGGAACCUGCUCAAGGCAAGCAAUCCCUCUACCUCGCUGCUCCGACGCAGACCCUCCGCAUCGACCAAUUGAACAGCAGACUAACUCGCAUUCACGUCUACAGAAGUCUCUCGAGACUUUCUUCGGAGUCGGCAACCACACUUCGUCGCGCCUCCUCGCCCGCUUCAACAUUCACCCGACCUGCCGCGUCGGCGAGCUGGCCAACAAGCAGGUGCUCGACCUGACCGCCGUGCUUUCGGAUAUGAAGAUUGAGAACGACCUGCGCAGAGAGGUUCUGAAUGAUAUCAAGCGCCUGAAAGAGACUGGAACUUACCGUGGCCGCCGCCAUGCCCUGGGUCUGCCCGUGCGCGGACAGCGUACUCGUACUCAGAUCAAAACUCCUGUCAGAUUGAACCGGAUGGAGCGUAAGCUUUAA